Messenger RNA from Setaria italica (foxtail millet), 1281 nucleotides. Its product is annotated as methyltransferase-like protein 23. Bases 60 to 878 code for a protein of 272 amino acids. Gene Ontology annotation, cellular component: nucleus; cytoplasm. The record is from RefSeq and is a predicted model, not a curated record. Lineage: Eukaryota; Viridiplantae; Streptophyta; Magnoliopsida; Poales; Poaceae. The transcript is spliced from 7 exons.
CUUCCCUCCGUCAUGCAAGGCUGCUUCACUACAGGGAAAAACAUAAAGGAUCCUUUUUGAUGGUCUUGGCACAGAGAAAGCUAAUAAGCACAGAGCGCGCCGCCUAUUUCGCUGUCCUCCUCGAGUCCACUCUGCGUCGUGGUCCAACGAUCAGAGAUCGUCGCGAACUCGCGAUGGAAGGCGUCGCCUUCGGUGCCCGGGCCGCUGCCGUUCCCGCGCGUAUGACCACCGUGUCGCGGCACUACUUCGGCGGCGACGCGUCCGAGAGCGACCACGACCUCCGCGUGGACAUCAUCGAGAACAUUGAAGAGGACUACGGCAUGUUUGUCUGGCCAUGCAGUAUCAUUCUAGCUGAAUACGUGUGGCAACAGAGAUCACGGUUCUCUGGCUCUAAAGUUGUUGAGCUUGGUGCUGGAACCUCACUACCAGGUUUAGUAGCUGCAAAGGUUGGAGCAGAUGUGACUCUGACAGACAUUGCACACAACACAGAAGUUCUGAACAACAUCAGAAGAAUAUGCACUCUCAAUGAUGCCAGCUGCACUGUAUCAGGACUUACCUGGGGAGACUGGGAUGAACCAAUAUUUGAUCUGCAUCCUGACAUCAUUCUUGGAGCUGAUGUACUUUAUGAUUCAGCAAAUUUUGAUGAUCUCUUCGCAACGGUUACUUUCCUCCUGGAAAAUUCUCCUGGGGCGGUGUUCAUAACCACAUACCACAACCGCAGUGGUCACCAUUUGAUCGAGUUUUUGAUGGUCAAGUGGGGUUUAAAGUGUUUGAAACUGCUGGAUGGUUUCUCCUUCCUCCCGUCAUGCAAGGCUGCUUCACUGCAGGGGAACAUUCAGCUUGUUGAAAUCGCGCUGGACAAGGAAAAACGUAAAUGAAACUCUCAUGAGGUAACUAUAUCUCAUGGAUCAGAGAUCCUGUAACUCUGAUUCAGAAUGGCCUAUGUUUCUUACUGGCAGCACAGAGGAACAGCAUGGCAUUUUUGGUCCUCUGCAUAGAGAUAUUGUAAUUCUAGGAGCGACGCCAUGCCAUGUCUAUGUUUUAGUAAAAGAAAAACUUGUGCCUACAGCCUACUAUUUGAUGCCAACUGUGAAGAUGCAAAUUGCCUCAAGUGUAACAUGUAAAGCAUCAUGACACCAGUGCCUUGUACAUGUGACCAUUUGAAGAGUACACUAAUUUUCUGUUAAUUUUUCGAAUGAUGUGCUAAUGUACUCCCAUCAUCCAUUGUACAUCAACAGUUCAACACACAGGAUUUUACAUUACGAAGUAAAUUGAAGGAAA